This is a messenger RNA of Aspergillus uvarum CBS 121591, 744 nucleotides long. RefSeq names its product ADP-ribosylation factor family protein. Gene Ontology annotation, biological process: intracellular protein transport; protein localization to organelle; Golgi to plasma membrane protein transport. The record is from RefSeq and is a predicted model, not a curated record. Gene Ontology annotation, molecular function: GTPase activity; GTP binding. NCBI's taxonomy places the organism in Eukaryota, Fungi, Ascomycota, Eurotiomycetes, Eurotiales, Aspergillaceae. The coding region runs from base 1 to 744 and encodes 247 amino acids. Gene Ontology annotation, cellular component: Golgi apparatus. The transcript is spliced from 3 exons.
AUGUAUCACCUCGCCAAGUCGCUGUACAUGUACGCUACGAGUAAAGAGGAAUACUCCGUCCUCCUUCUCGGCCUCGACAACGCCGGCAAAACCACCCUCCUCUCUCAGAUCAAAGCCCUCUACCAACCCCCGCGCGCCGAUGGCAGCCUCCCGACCUCGCUCCUCCCCGCCAGCAUCGGCAAGACCGUCCCCACCGUCGGCCAGAACGUCGCCACCAUCUCGCUGCCGGACAUGUACCUAAAGAUCUGGGACGUGGGCGGCCAGAUCUCCAUGCGCAACCUCUGGCAGAGCUACUACACUAGCUGCCACGCCAUCAUCUUCGUCGUCGACAGCGCCGACGUCGGCCAGAACCCGGACAUCACGCGCCUCCCGCAGCGGCGCCGCGCGAGCGGGGGUAUCACCUUCACGGCCGAGAACGUCGGGAUCAACGCUCCCGGGAGUGACUUCGGGCGGCUGGACGAGUGCCGGCAGGUGCUGGAGUCGGUGCUCAAGCACGCCGACGUGGCCGGGGUGCCCAUCCUAGUGCUGGCCAACAAGCAGGAUCGGGAGGACUCGGUCGAGGUCGUCCGCAUCAAGGAGGGGUUUGUGCGCAAGGUGUUCGAGGGGGAGUCCGGGGCGGGCGUGCGCGACAGUCGCGUGCUGCCGGUGAGUGCGCUGAUGGGGUCCGGCGUGCAGGAGGCGGUGGAGUGGGUGCAGAGUCGUGUGAAGUGGAAUAAGGAGGGUCGGCCGCCGGUGAUGCGGUGA